Molecule: messenger RNA, 678 nt
Organism: Aureobasidium musti
Lineage: Eukaryota; Fungi; Ascomycota; Dothideomycetes; Dothideales; Saccotheciaceae
Source: the annotation of a GenBank genome assembly
CGCAUUCAUCUCAAGCACAUCAUCAUGGCCAACUAUCUCGCCUCUAUCUUCGGUACCGAGCAGGACAAGGUCAACUGUUCCUUCUACUACAAGAUUGGUGCAUGCCGUCACGGAGACCGCUGCUCGCGCAAACAUGUCAAGCCUUCAUACUCGCAAACCAUCCUCCUUCCCAACCUCUACCAAAACCCCGCAUACGACCCUAAGAGCAAGAUGAACCCCCAACAACUGCAAAACCACUUCGAUGCCUUCUACGAGGAUUUCUGGUGUGAGAUGUGCAAGUACGGCGAGAUUGAGGAGGUCGUCGUCUGCGACAACAACAACGACCACCCACCACUAACCAAGAAACAGAUCNUCAUCGGCAACGUUUACGCACGCUUCAAGUACGAGGAGUCCGCUCAAGCCGCUUGCGACGCCCUGAACUCGCGCUGGUACGCCGGUCGUCCAAUCUACUGCGAAUUAUCACCCGUCACCGACUUUAGAGAAGCCUGCUGCCGUCUCAACUCAGGAGAAGGAUGCGUACGUGGUGGUUUCUGCAACUUCAUUCAUCGCAAGGAUCCAUCACCCGAGCUGGACCGUGAAAUCGAGCUGGCAACAAAGAAGUGGUUGAGACAGAGAGGAAGAGACGAGAAGAGCGCCAGCAGAUCCCCCACACCUGAACCCUCCAGAAAGAGAUAUUAG